GAUGUGAUACAGCCUGGAUUCGAACCAGGGACUGUAGACUGAGAUGCAGUGCCUUAGACCACAGUGCCGCACAUAAACAUAUUACCACUUAACUACACUAUUAAGCCCACUUAAAGCUGUGACAUACUGCAGUGUAUCACAGUUAUUUUCAACCACAAUAAGGCUGGAGUAAGGAUAGAGAUCCCCCCUGCUAUGAUGGGGUUGCAGAGGAAGAGAGUGUGGGACCAAAAGUGUUACUAUGACCAGAAACAGCCAGGCCAUGGCUAACAUGGGUACACUGACCCCAAAAAAGAAAGCCCUUAACCAUAAGUGAGUACACUGUGGCCAUACCCAUAAGGGAGGGGGAUACAGGAACUAACCCCUCCACUUGAUUCUGGGCAGAUGCACCAAACAGUACCAGCCCCAAGGUUGUGUACAACACCCCUGUGUUGAUAGAGAGCAGCUGAAACAUGAGGAGGAACCAAACGGUGCCCACAGUCUUCUCAAUCCCACCACAGAGGAGCACCAGAACCCCAAUGCUGAGGAGUAUCUGGGUCUCUGUCUGGUGGUGGAAGGAGUAUGUGAUGAGCUUGUGUACCGCAAAGGAAGAGGAGGGGAUUAAACGGAUAUUAUCGGGUGGACAGACAUCAGCGGCAUUGAUGUGUUGUGCUCUAGCUUGCUGCUGUAGCCUAAUGGCACACUCUGUUACGUCAUUAACGUUAGCUACACGUUGUUGCACGCUAGAUAACGUUACAACAGACCCAUUCAAAGUGGCUAGCUAGCUACUGAGCAUGAUUCUUGAGUCACUCAACCCCUCCUUGCUAAGGUACCAAAACUGUAGUUCCAAGACUUUAGACAUCUUCUGAUAAACCGGAAAUUGACUCUGCCGCACGAGCAUGCUUUUGCGGCACAGUCGAUAGCGCGCCGGACCUCGGGCUAGAAGGUCGGAGGGUUCGAGACCUGCUCCCUGUCUGUUUCAUUACAAUACUAUAAUGACAGCAACAAUGCCACUUGUUAGCCUGAACUCAGGAGUAAAACUCUUGAACCUCUGAACCACAUCUUUCUAUUCGGGUGAUCAUGUUGAUGCUCAGUGCAUACUUGUCAAACUACUAGAGGAUAAUCAAGCACAAUACAAAAUGUCAGUAACGACACUUUUCCUCCAAUAUUGCACAACACUUUAGCCAAGACUUGAGAAGCUAGCUUGCUAAACCAAAACAAAUGUACUGAACUUCCGCAUUUGGAUUAAUCACUUUCACAACCACAAAGAUACUGUUGCGCAGAUCAUGAAGUGCGUUAAAGGCAGUGCUGCAUUUAAAGACACUUCCUUCCACCUGCUGGCUUGUGCCUGAAAUGUGAUGACCAAGGAGUCCUCAACAGCUCAUAAAGAAAGAUGGAUCGUAAUGAUGAGAGAAUCAAAAGAGCUUUAAGACGCCGUCCUUAUGUGUUGAAACCAGUGAGGGUGAACACCCCUGAUUCCGUGUUGUGGCCAACCAGCAAGGUGCACAGAAGGUCAAAGCCUUCUAAUUCAGUGCAGACCCCUCAGAUCCACAAAAGGCCUCCAAUCAUUGUGAGCUAUGGGCAGGACCAGACAUCUGGGGAUGGAUGGAGCAUCAAUCCAGAGCCUCUCAGCCAGUCUGGAAGGGUGACUCGGCUGAUAGAGAGAAAAUAUCACGACGUGAUCUCAUCCUCCAGUUCUGAUGACUUUUCCAUCUACUCCUUCACUGACUGUGAAUCUGAGUGUGAUGAUGAGGAUCAUGAAAGGAGGACACCAAAGCUGAAAGUUGAGAAUGGAAAGGUGACAAUGCUUGAUGUGAGGGAUAUGGACGAGGAUGAUGAUCUGUCUCUCCACUCCUUCGAUGAGUCAGACUUCCUGAGCCCAGGGAAGGUCUCAGGUCCUGUAUCUGUCAAGAAUGGCCUCUCUCCUCUUGUAACCUCAGCACACCGGACACUGGCUGAAGCCCUACGGGCCCUGCCCUCUGCUGUAGGCUCUCCCUACCCAGUAAAUGUUCCAAGGCCUCGGACUCCUCUCAACCCUGUCAUUAUCGCUCCGCCCCGAACAGAGAACUUCCCAUACCGCCACAGCCCUCGCCUGGCUCCCAUCACCAACCUGAGCGAGACCGGCAGGAAGCUGCUCCAGGAAAUGGCUGGAGUGGCCCCACAGGAAGGGAAGGUCAAUAAGAAAAAGAAGGGCAAGGCCAAAAAAGAAUUGAAGCAAGAGAAGGCCAGUGAGACGAAACAGAUGGGAAAUGUUGGAGAAAGUAAGGAGGAAGACAAGAAAGAGGAAAAGAAGAGUCUGAGGAAGAGGUUUCUUCAGUGGCUGCUGCCCAAACUGAGAUGUUCUAAGACAUAAUGGCCAACUAUUACUUCUACCACACACACACACACACACACACACACAGAUGUUGAGUAUUGGUUAUUCCUACAACACACACAAACGUAAUUUCAGAGACAGGAACUAUGAUUAGCAAAAUACAUAUAUUGGUCUCAUUCUUAUAUUUUGAGACAUGCAGCAUUAUUAUUUUUUUUAAAUGAUAUUGAUCCCCAUACAGCCUAUGAUAAUGAGUUGGAUUUACAUGCUUAAUCUUGGAAAUAUAGCCAGGAGAAGCAGAGUCAACACCUCUACUCAUGCCAUAAGUGCCAUGACAUAUUUAGUAACCACAGAGAGAUAAGACCUCUGUCUCCACAGUCUCAUGCAAAGGACAUCACCAACCUUAGGGCAGAGUCACUGGUAUUGGGGUCUUCGGUCUCCUUUGGCCAAAGUGAAGAGUUGAGGGCCCCUUACUGGUCUCCUUGCAAUAUCUGGUCUCCCACACAGAGAUGGAACUCUACACCGGUUUAGACCUGGGAGGAUAUGGCUUCAGAUGAAAGACAGCAGAGAGAUGCAGGCGGUAAAAGCUUCAAACACUGUGAUAUGCAAAUUCAGGACCAUUGUACACUGAAGUGGAGCAUGCAUCUGGUCUGAAGCAUGUCAAAAGAGUAGAAAUGAACUGGGACUGGAGGAAUACAUCACAUUUAAACUAAAUUAGCAUGUAUCUGAUUUAACUACACUCAUCUGGACGUGAAUGGGGCUGUUUGAAAUGUGCAUUUCCAAUAAAGCUUUUUAAAUUGCA
Molecule: messenger RNA, 3089 nt
Organism: Oncorhynchus kisutch (coho salmon)
Lineage: Eukaryota; Metazoa; Chordata; Actinopteri; Salmoniformes; Salmonidae
Exons: 10
Coding region: 1370-2329 (319 amino acids)
Source: RefSeq, a predicted model, not a curated record